Neocloeon triangulifer is the source of this 2728-nucleotide messenger RNA. RefSeq names its product TBC1 domain family member 16 (gene TBC1D16). The record is from RefSeq and is a predicted model, not a curated record. Gene Ontology annotation, cellular component: early endosome. NCBI's taxonomy places the organism in Eukaryota, Metazoa, Arthropoda, Insecta, Ephemeroptera, Baetidae. Gene Ontology annotation, molecular function: GTPase activator activity. The transcript is spliced from 11 exons. Gene Ontology annotation, biological process: activation of GTPase activity. Bases 305 to 2314 code for a protein of 669 amino acids.
UGGUAUUUUGUAGUUUUGACACAUCGCCCUCGUCUCUAAUACCUUUUUUCACUUUUUCAACUCUCUUUUCAACGAAUCUCAUGUUUUUUUUAUUAAAUUAAAUUUUCCCUCAUUAAAGCUUGAUUUCAUCGAUAUCAAUCGAUAUGUUAAUGAAGAAAUGGAGAGUAGCAAUGAACGCAGAAGAAAAUUUAGGCAUCUAAACGCAUUGACGAGUCGGCUGAAAUUUCAUCAACAGGGCUGAAAAUUUCGUCACUCGCCUCUCCUGAGGCUCGUGAAGACGAGGGCGGAAUAGAAAACAUAAAAAAUGUCCCUGCAUAGCGUUUUUAAGCGAGCCUCAGGACUUUUCGUAGCCUCGAGCGGCUCCACCGAGGAACAGACCCAAGUGAUAGUGCCACCCUUCGUCGACGGCGAAGUGAUUUUCUGCAAGAACAACGUUUGCGUGCACCCUCCUACCCUUGCAAGACGGGACCUGGAAGUUCACCACCACCCAGGCUACCUGAGCAUUUCGGUUCGGCGUUUGGAACCAAACGAACCCACCCUAGUCCUGAGUUGGAUUCCCAACGCCACCCUUAAAGCCAACCCUUGGACCGUGGAAAAACGAGCAUCGCACCCUGACAUUCUUACUAGUGAUGGUUUGUCUUGGACCGGACUCGAAGAGCCAAUUUGGGAUGAAGGGAUGCAGUUGGGCAGCCCUAGGAGGGUGUCCAGCGAAGACUGGGCCGAGGGUGCUGACGUGCUCAGAAAUCGUCUUCAGACCAUGAGCGUUGAAGAAGCUUUAUCACCUCUACCUCGAAGUCGGUCCGACUCUGUGACUUCUGCCUCGUCUUCCUGCACCGAUACGAAAUCUCUAGGGCCUGAUGAAUUGCCAAAUUGGAUGGUGUCUCCGGAAAUGUUGGCCGUGCAACACAAUUUGGUGUUUCCUGAAAGCGUCGCUGCCUCUCCGGUUGUUCGGAGAAAAUCAUCUCAUCGCUGCCGAAGAUUUACUGUAGAUCUGAGUGAAAUGCGGUCAUUGCGUCUCUUGUCAAGCGGAGGUGGCUGUGAGGCGGCAGGCAACGAAGGCGAAGCUUCGGGUCAGCUCGUGGUGGCGUCUCGAGAGUCUCAGUACAAAAUUCUCCACUUCCACCAUGGAGGCUUGAGACGUCUCGGACGGGUCCUGGCUGAGUGGAGCUGCCUGCUUCGGCCAAAGGGCACUCGGGAAGGCUCAAUGGACGGCCCCUACUUGCACUUCUUGGUGUGCCGGCCAGAGGUCAGUCCGUCGGAACUGCACCCUGAGGAGGGGCGUGUUUCGUCUUUAAACAAGGAUGUGUGGCUCUCACUUCUCACUCCAGAAGGCAAUGUCCAGGACGACCUCGCCUUGAGGAAGGCAGCGUUUUUUGGUGGUCUCGAGCCAAGUCUUCGAAGCACCGUGUGGCCUUUUUUGCUCAGGGUGUACUCCUUCCAGUCUACUACAGAUGAGAGACACAACCAGCUCUUGGAAAACCGAUCCCACUACGAUGAUUUGACGAGGCAAAGAAGGAACUUAACUGGACAAGAACUGGAAAUUUUCUACAGAACUAUUGAAUGUGUGGUAGAGAAAGAUGUUGUCAGAACCGACCGCACCCACUCAUACUUUGCUGGUGAUAACAACCCCCACCUAGAGCAAAUGAAGAACAUUCUUCUCAACUACGCAUUUGAACACCCUAAAAUUGGCUACACCCAAGGAAUGUCCGAUCUGUUGGCGCCUGUUCUCGUCGAAGUACAACAUGAGGCUGAUGCUUAUGCUUGUUUUGUCAACCUGAUGCAAAAAGCCCUGUUUGUCUGCUCACCCACUGAUUCCGAUAUGGAUCUGAACUUAAAUCUCCUCCGAGAGUUGAUUCGUCUGAUGAGCCCCUCUUUUUACAAACACAUAGAAAAUCAACCUGAUGCUGCGGAACUACUCUUUGCACACCGAUGGAUUCUUUUGUGCUUCAAGCGAGAGUUUAACGAGGAAUGCGUUCUGCAGAUGUGGGAGGCUUGCUGGGCAAAUUACUUGACUGACUUUUUCCAUUUGUUUCUAAGCCUUGCUAUUGUCUGUGUCUACGGUGCCGAUGUUGUUGAACAAAUGCUUCGACCUGACGAAAUGCUCCUCCACUUCAGUUCUCUUGCUAUGCACAUGGAUGGACAGCUUAUUCUUAGCAAGGCCCGUGGCUUGUUAUACCAGUUUAGAAGAAUGCCAGUGAUUCCUUGCUCGCUUCGCUCGCUCUGUCAGCAGUGCGGUCCUGGAGUGUGGGACAGCACACAUGCUCCCGACAUUGAAUGCGUUCAUAGUGAUCAGGCGUGUCCUCACGCACCCUGACUUCGACAACCACAAAUCCAAUUAAAAAGUAACUAGUAACCAAAUGAAGCGAUUGUCGCUUUUGUUGUGAUCUUGCUGAUCUUGCCAAAUUCUAUAAUCGAUUAAACGAUCAUGUUAACCAAAUCAACGAUAUUAUACCAAAGAUAAAAUAUAUCGAAAAAUGUAAUUUGUUGAUUUUACGAAAAUCGUCAAGUGUUCUUGUGAUAUUUCAGACGGAGUCAUCACAAUUUUGUUUUGAAAAUGAUUUUAUUGAUAUUUUCUCAGUCACUACUGUGUUCAAUUUUUUUUGUAUUAUCGCAACGAUAUUUUGAGUUCCUCUUGUGACAGAUUUGUUUUUAGAUCUGUGAUCAAAAAAAUGAUUUUAAAGUUUUCUAAAGAUUGAAUGUUUUUGUUUAAAAUAAAAUAUUCCUUUUA